AUGCGGUCCAAUCAUUUUUUGAUCCUUGUUCUCCUGUUUUCGUCGUUUUCGUUGUUUGUGCUCAAAGUUCAUGGUGAUUCGCCACAUAUUUUGCUGAUAGUCUUGGACGAUUUAGGAUGGAGUGAUGUUGGGUUUCAUGGUUCAACAAUCAACACUCCAAACAUGGAUAAACUUGCUUCUGAAGGCGUAAUACUGGAUAAUUACUAUGUACAACCAAUUUGCUCUCCAACCAGAGGUGCUCUCCUUUCCGGAAUGUACCCUAUACAUACAGGUAAAAAUGCGUAGCGCAAAUUUAGCAUUACUGCCAUUACUUGUACCGCUUUCUUAGCAUAGCUUGUUGUUUGUUGAAGUGUCAUCGCUGGGUACUCGCGAUUUGUUCUAACAGUUCCUAUGCCAUCGUUGAACUCAUUCCUCUGGUUUACGGAUAAUUCCUUUUCCGGGUAGGGGUAAAAAAACUUCAGUUCGGUCAGAGAAGAACUUGGUCAAUACCAAGCCUUCUUGACCUAACGCUUGGUCAUUAACUUUAUAAAACUGUUUUAAAGCGAAUAUUUUGAUUGAUUGUAGGUUUACAGAGUGGAAUUAUACGCUCUACGGAGCCAUAUGGACUUCCACUUAACAUCACCAUCUUACCGCAGAAACUCAAAGAAGCAGGUAAGGACAAACUGACUUCAACAACCUUGUGCUCACUAGCUCCAUUUACUCCCAAAUGCUUGGCGUACUCAAUCAAUGAAAAUCGAUAUCCAGACUGCGUUCAGUCUCUUAUUUCUGUUUUUUAAAGUCGCAGUAGAUGGACAGCACGAGUGAGAGGAAGAGCAGUUCUUUUUCCUCUCUCUACGCCCAAAUCUCCCCUACUUUUAAUCAUUUGUAAUUUGCCGGCCUUAUUUUACUUUCUCGCUCGCCCUUGGCUCUAAGGAAAGAAGGACGACCACUCCCGAUCUAAUCGAUAUCAAUCGUUUUGCAAGUUAAUGGUUAUUGAAUUGAACUGAGUGAAGUGCAAUUUGGUCUGUAUCUGAUCGGACGGACGCGCAGCGUGACUAAAAAAAAAAAAUUAGCGGAUGAGGUUUUUGUGAUAUCCGGAGUAAUCAAGGUUAUUCCUUGAUUAUUUAGGAUAUCACAAAAACCGAAUCUAAUAAUAGUUUUAUUAUACAUUGCUUCGAAGAAAAAACGAGAAACACACUGUCGCAAGGAUGAAUUGAUAUAAUUGUUAUUGGAAUUAGUCAGCUAUCUGCUAGCAGAAAACUAAUUAAUAAUCUGUUGUUACAUACGAAUGACAUGCGAAUAUAAGGGAAAAAAUGUUUUGCGCUACCUUGCGCUAAAUGGAAUGAUUCACUUAGUUUGCAUUUGAGACAUUAUUAAAAUUUGUUAUAAAUACAUCUUUGCAUGAUUUUUUAAAGUUACAUUUCUCAACAUUGUUUAAAAAGAUAGAAAAGGCAUUCAAAUGUUUCCGUAUGUUACUCACUUGACAAUCGUAUGCAUCCGUUAUCCUGCGUUGCAGCCGGCCCACGCACUCGUCUAAACCAUUUGUACAGUCAGUUUAUAGUCUAUAUAGAAGGUUUAGAGGGUCUGCGACGCAGGCUAGCAUCCGUAUCUUGCCUGCAUGUAUCCCUAUAUAACCCGUAAGUUUCUCGUAUGUAUUCACUUAGUAAAAGCGAAGUUAAGCUGUUUCAGGGUGUAACAAAUAUCGACGAAAUGGCUGAUGCUUUUCCGACCCGGGACCAUCUUUACGCAUGAACACAGGCAAUCACUGAUUUUAACUGGUAACUUGGGAACAAAUAUACAUUUGCCAAUUAAAUUUUAACAAUUACCAUUGAAGAGUGGGACCAAAGGAUCCCAUUUCUUGUUUGUAGGAUUUUUUGUAGAUACUUGUUUGUAGGAUUCAAUUUUAUACACUUGUUUUUACAUUUUUAGCUGAGGGGUCCUGUUGCAGGUUCUACAACCCGCCUAGAUGUACUGUCUUUGGGCUCCACUAAAAACUAUAUUUCAAAAGCUUUAAAAUGCACUCAUUUUUAUUUCAAAACAGGAUAUUCUACACAUAUGAUAGGAAAGUGGCAUCUGGGAUUCUGUAGCUGGUCAUACACUCCACUAAACCGUGGCUUCGAUUCAUUUUAUGGCAUAUACCUUGGCGCUGGAAAUCAUUACACACACGAGACAGCCGGAAUUCUUGAUCUACAUGAUAACGAAACGCCUGUAGAAAAUAAAGACGGAGUUUAUUCUACGUAUCUUUACGCUGAGGUUUGGAAUAACAAUAGAUUCUUAUUUAUUCUUAUUAUUUUUUCGUUUAGCUAUUUCACCUACCUGAUCAUACGGAGAAAAGAAAUGUAGUACUUUUUACCGCAAAAAAAUCUUCUGGAUCUUGACUGUUGACUGUCAUUUUUUUUGUGACAAAUGUAUGAGAGCUGCGGAAAUGAAAUCAAGUGAAGAAUGGUCCUCGCAGUUGUGAACGCACUUUAUGCAAUUGCGUAAGAGAAGCCCGAAAAAAAUUCACGACUUCAACGUGAUUUGUACCCAUGACCUGGCGAUACCGGUGCGACGCUCUAACCAACUAAGCUAUGAAGCUACUGAUGUUGGGAACAGGUCAUGUGUUCUGUAUCGCGAGGUCACGGGUUCAAAUCCCGUUGAAGUCCUGAAUUUUUUUGAGGCUUCUCUUACGCAAUUGCAUAAAUUGCGUUCACAACUGCCAGGAUCAUUCUUCACUUAACAAGAUAUUAUUGUUGAUUAGUCAGGAGAGGAAAACAUUAAGGAACAGGACAGGAAACAGUUCCAAUACAUGAAAGUUAAUAGAUAGAAUAAUAGAAUUUAAUAGAUAUGAAUACAUAUUUUAUCGUGACCUGGUCCCAACACAGUAAAGUGGAUGUCAAUUUCGAGCCUUUUUUAUUUGCAGCAAGCACAGAAGGUUAUUGAAUCCCACAAUGCCUCGACACCAUUGUUUUUAUAUCUACCAUUUCAAAGCGUCCAUAGUCCUCUGCAAGUUCCCACCGAGUACACGGAAAAGUACGAAAACAUCACAGAUGAUGACAGAAAAAUCUAUGCAGGAAUGGUUGAAAAUGUUGAUGAAGCAAUAGGAAAUAUAACAGAGGCCAUGAAGACAGCUGGGUUAGUAGAUAAUAAGUAGAGAUCUAGACCUGUCAAAUAAAAACAUCCAUUUAUUUGACAUCAAAAUUACAUUACGGCACCCAUAAGAAGUUGAAGUACCCAUUCGUAAUAAGCCCUUAGGGGUACGGAAGCAGAGGUGAUAAGUAAAUUCCAGGGGGAGAAACAAAAGGAAAUACGAUAUUAAUCCCCGGGGGAACCCUUUACUUGUAAUUCCGAUAAGGGGUGUAAAUCGCCAAAUGUUGGUAGCCUGCGUAGCAGGCGUCGAAAGGGGUAGGGGGUAGGGGAUAGGGGAUAGGGAGGAAGGGAAAAAGGGGAGGGGAUUGGGGAGAGGGGGAGGGGACGCCUGCUCUAAGAACCCCCUUUUGUUCAUAUCUGCGGACGCUGGCGUCCGCAAAUUCCUGAUUGGCUGAGCCGUAAUGAGUAACAUAUUGAAAUGCGCGUUUCACAAAUCAACAAACAGUCGAGAUGGCAGCGGUAGACGUGGAUGUCGUAGAGAGUGCUUUGAGAGAUGUGAAUUUAUCUAGUGGUAGAGAAACUGUUUUAAAACCAGAGCAAGAAUCAGCAGUAAGGGCUCUUUUAGCCGACAGAGAUGUUCUGGCGGUUUUGCGGACCGGAUACGGCAAGAGUUUAAUUUACCAAAUGUUUGUACGCGCGAAGAACUACGAGCUAAAUGGUAAUGCGGCGAUUCUCGUCAUUUCGCCACUGAAAAGUAUUAUCGAAGACCAGUUGCAGGAGAUGGAAUUGUUGGGCUACCCAGCGAAAGAUUUAGCCAAUUUAUCGAACGAUGACAUUCGCCGAUGUAACUUAGCAAUAAAAGAGGGUGGUUUUACCUCAUGCCAAAAUGCUGCUUAUUCCAAUAAAGUUGUUUUUAUCUGGGGUAGAUUAUGUUCUGGAAGGUUCUGCAUUUAUACUAACAAAAUGUUAUUUUAGCCCCAUGUUUCACACUGAGAGGUCAUGACAUACAUAUCGAUUGACUGUAGUUAUUGUUUUCUGGUCGGCAGGAUUUGCCCUCUGAUGCAAGCGCAAUUUCUUUGACCUCUUUUGAAGCGUAAAGUUUUUUUUAUUACGGCUGAAUAAGGGUUCCAAUUUUCUCCAAAGUGGCUUCUGGAUCUGAAUAACUAAGCGAAUUUCUUUAGUCCGUGAGUGUAAUGUUUUUCUCCAAUGGCGAGUGUAGCGACACUUGAUUGACAGUAAGCGUAAUCGGAUUACUAGAAAAUUGGUAGGCGUUAUGCAAAAACAUAGGCUCUUAGAGCAGGCGCUCCCUUCCCUUUUCCCUUUCUCCCUCCCCCCUCCCCCUCCCCUUUUUGCGCCUGCCACGCAGGCUAAAUGUUGGUCUCACUUUGGAAGUUUUUCAUUAAAAGCAAAUAUUUUUUACCCUCACAGAUACAACUUAGGUUUGUGCGGAACGAAAUCGCCACAUAAAAGUGAUAAAGAAACUAACUGCAAAAACCGUGGACGAAGAUCCCGCUGGUUGUAAACGUUGGAUCUCUAGAAAAAAGAUCUAAUCAGCUAAAAUAUCCAAAAAACUAGAAGUCCAAAGACCACUACAAAGCUGAUCAUAACAACGUGUUUUGUUUUUUUCGUAACAAUAUUUCGGCUGGCCAUACCAGCCUUCUUCAGGUUUACAGAUGUUACUGAAUUUAUGAUAGGAAUUACAAUACAGUGUAUUCAGUAUAUAGAUAGAAAUGUCGCAAUAACCAUUGUUGAAAAGGGAGAGGUGGAAAUGAAGUACAACAUAGAAAGAAAAGAAAAACUAAUAAGGAUAUGGAUUACAAUGAUUCGUCACGGCAGUUUAGGCCGUUAGUUUCAAGAGUCAUGGCCUUAUCUAUCCAAUGUGACUCCCUCGCCUUACGGACCGAGUCACGUGAAGAAUGAAUUUUCCUAAUGAGACUAACUGCAUGUCAGUGUAAGAAUGGUCAGAGUGAGAGAGAAGGUGUCGAGAAACAUCAGUGGGUUUAGAUUUAACGUUAGUUUUGUCGACUGGACGGCUGUGUUCGUUAAAUUUGUCCUUGAGGCAAAAGUGACCAAACUGUGUUGAACUCCCAUGAGGAGCCGCAUAAAGUCCCUAAGUCCCUUAAUUGACGGUUGCUAUGCUCAAUUUCCUGUUACAAUUUUACCUUCGAUCUCGUGCAUGUUAGCAGGAGACAGACUUGCUGUCAUCGAUAGUGAUUUUCACAGAGGCGAUGAAACAAUCUUAAAUUUCGCAACCGUCUGUUAAUAUGGUUAAAACAGUAGUAGCCGGGGUAAAUAUAGUCGAGUGCGGUCUUUGCAACUAUUCUUCGAAUCAGAUCAUCCCGAUCAAGCCAUCAUUGUAUGGAGUAUAUGUGAACUGAAUUCUUUUUCACCGUAUCGCGGUCGAGAAUUUCUGUGUUGAUUCGAAAUCCUUUCCCUUAGAAGCUGUUGGUAUUUGAAAGAAAAUUUUAACAGAUCGGACAGGUUAGGAGAGUUCAAAGUGACAUGGCCAGCCUUUCUUCGUCACAUUGGUUCAAAAGCGAGGCCAAUUCAGCCUUAGAUCAGUAGGUUUACCUUGCGACACAUUAAUUCUAGUUUUUUUAUGACUUGCUUAAUCGUAAGACGCCUUGAAGGUAAGGACAGUGUUCGAAUUUUUUCCUUUAGUUUAUUUAUUUCUGCCUCGAACAUAUCCGCGCUAAAACCUCCUAAAUGCCCGCCAAAUUUAAUGUAGCGCGCUCGGGAGUGAUCGAACAGUGUUUAGGGAGAAACAGGUCCAGCACACCUUCAACUGGAAAAAGUACCCUUAUAAAGAAGUCGAAAAGCGUUAUCAAUUUUGUGCUACAUUUUCUUGAUAAACAAUGGAAUGUGUUGAAAAUUAUAGACAUCCGUGUUUCAUAAUACAAGUACACACGUAGCGGCCAAAUUGCUAGAUAUUUGAUCUUUUUACAACUGUUUUGCUUGUUGCCUACGUUUAAAUGCUACAUCAUGAUCCAGUGCGAUUUAUACAGGGGAACCCAGCGAGGAUAUAGUUCAAAACCACUUAACAAAGCAUUGUUGAACGUAUUUUAGUAUUCAAACGGUAGAUAUAGGCAUAUUUUUAUCCCCUAAAAACUUUUCAUCUGUUCGGAUUUCCUAGCUGAAAGUCUAGUGAUCCGAAAAUUAUAGGGAUAAAAACUUACCUUCUCGAAAAUUUCAGCCAGGAAAAGGCUCCCGAAACUUCUAGGUGGCCUUUUUUAGGGUCAAAAUCCGUUAAAAAUGGGUAAUUAUACCAUUUUGUAGAUGUUCGAAAAUCCUAGCAGAGGCAGGCAAGCAAGAAAUUUUACAACAAAUACUCCGAAAAUUCUAGAUCUCAAAUCGUCCUCCGAACAGAUAUUUUCCCGAAAAUUGCCGUUGGGUGCCCCUGUUUAUAGUUGUCGCUACAUGCUCAGAUCUUUGUUUGAAUUGAUGCGAAAAUUAUCUUAUAGUCUAUAAGAAAUAAUAGUUAAAAUACUCGAUCUUAGCGCAACAAGGCAGUAAUUACUGCGUUUGCAUUGUUGCAUGCUUUCUCUACCUAUGAAAAUAAUAGUUUUCCUAGUAUAUCAGAUAGGCCAACUGACUCCCACUGGUAGCAAAUUGUGCAGCAAAACCAUAAAUAAGGGCUAUUCGAAGUAUAACCCUCAUGUAAAAACUUUUGAUUUUGAUCAACAAUGAAAUGAGCGACUAAAACGCGUUAAAAAUAAGACACGCUCGUGUUUCCCAUACCCCUACCGUCCUAAAUGUACUUCACAGAGAGGGGGUUGAGUGUUGCUCGUUAUUUGUAAGUCUCUGAAUCUUAGCAGCUUUCUUUUUCUUUUCUAUAAUUUUUACAGGGGAAUCGCAAUGAAUUUGAGUUGAUUGGUUGCAUCCAUCGCAGUUUCCCCUAUUUGUUUUUCAAAAAAACACCAUUGUACGAACGGUCUCUAUUAUUUUUCACGAAAAGAGAGCUUUAAUUCACCGAAAAACAGAUUCAUAAAAUGUACAUGGUUCAGGGUAUUUUGUACGUGCUUUUUAUGUUGGGUGUGUCGCCUGAUUAAAAGCGAGCGAUCGGGUGAGUCGCCUUCGCUUAGUGCAAGAAGACUUUGUAAAACUUGUACAUUAAAUGAAUCUUUCUGUAAAGAACGAGACGGCUUAGCAAGCUUGAAAAAUAGUUUUGGAAAACGUCUUGCCAAAUAUAUUUUUCUUUUGUUUGGGGAUUGGUAAAAUUGUAUUUCAACUAAACUCUGUAAAAUUCGCAAUUGAACUUAUUCUUCGGAUUCAAAACAAUGACCAAUGUUCUGUCUGCACGUGCUCUUUUUCGAUCUUUUGGGUGAGUCGCAAACAAAUAUUUAUCCCAAGUAUUAUACGAAACGUUACAAACAACAAAAAUGAACUUUGAAAAUCUGAUAUGCUAUCAAGUUUCCAAAAUCCACAAUUGCAGUCCGUUAAUAUUCAAGAAUAUCCAUUCUUAGCUCCUUUUGUGUUCGCCGGGUUAGUUGUACCUUUUUAUGUGUCACUUAGAUUAUUCGUUUUGCUUUACUUUCUGUUUAGUUUAUGGGACAACACUUUGUUGAUUGUGACUACUGAUAAUGGCGGGGCACCUGAUGAUGGUGGUUACAACUGGCCUCUUCGUGGUGAAAAAGGGAGCCUCUGGGAGGGAGGGGUCAGAGGAGUGGCUUUUGUUCAUGGAAAUAUGCUGCAGAGGACUGGAGUCACGUGCAAUGAGCUUUUUCACGUGACUGACUGGUACCCAACCCUCCUCUAUCUUGCAGGUUUGCCCCCAUUGAUUGUUACAAAUACUUAGAUCACGUCACUCCUUUAGAUCACUGAAGUGCUCUGUAAGAGUUGUUAAUUGUCCAUUUUUAAUUAGUAGAAAACCAAAACGCUAUUAACCUUGCUUCUUGUUCCUUGUAAGGCAUAGAAAAGGAUUCUGACAGUUCAGCGCUGGAUGGCUACAACAUAUGGUCCGCCAUUUCUGAAGGAGCCGCAUCAGAAAGAACAGAGAUUCUUCACUAUAUUGACGGAGACACUGCGGCAAUUCGUGUGGGCGACAUGAAGCUGUUGUUAAACGUAACCAAUAAAGACUGGUACAAACCGCCAGAGCUGUCCUCUGAAGCGAGGAAAACGAAAAAGGUAUUAACAAGAGAGCAUGAUGGAACAGAGAGGGAAACGCCCAGUCUACUGAGCCCUUGGGACUGAUGGGUAUUUCACCAAAAAUAUUUUUAGACCAAUUAAACGCUUGAAAUUAAUCGGAGGUUGGUUUUCAGAGAGGUCCGCAAACUUUUGAUCUGUGGUUUUAAGAGAAAACUCAACAGCCACCACUAAUAAUUCUGCAUUGUUUGAGGCAGUCACAUUGCUAUGGCACUCAUUUUGCUAUUUACUAGAAUGGUAUCUUCUAGGGGUGAAAUUAAGCUAAAGGCCAUGCUGGGUUUAAUCCCAAUUGCCCGAAGGGCCUCCCUGCCCGCUUUACAGGUCGGUCACCCCUUCCCCCCGCUUCCCCUCACGCAACUGGGUAUUCCGUACGAGACCAAUUGCGUUAUCCACUGGAUAGAGGUUUUUCCACUGCAAAGCAUUGUCCAUAAUUAAAUGAACUGUUGCCAUCCACGAAUUCUGAAGCAUACAAGAAGUCACCAAUGCCGUGCUGACGUGCUGAUUAACUGUUAUAUCCACUUUCCUUCUUUUAAUCCUACAAAAUUAAUUAUAAACAAACUAACGAGCUGCGAUUUGCUAUUUAAAAUCUUAUCAUCCAGUUUUAGUUAAAUGUUUAGUUGUAACACGGCAAGACACAUUGCUUCAUAUACAUAUUUUCUUUAGUCUUCUUACUGCCUUCCUUUGUUAUCCGCAGAGAUCUGGUGGCACAAUUAGAGUUGCACUUUACAAUAUCACCGCUGACCCAUAUGAAAGUCAAGACCUCAAAAGCACGUACCCAGCUUUGGUAAGGACGUUAAGAAGGAGAGUCACAUAUUACAAGACGGGCGAGGUACCUUCUGGGAAAGUUGACGCUGAUCCAAAAGCAAAGACACUGGCGCGCAAAAAUGGGUAUUGGGGCCCAUGGAUUGACUGAGAUUUGAAAUCUGAAAAAAUGAAAGUAUCUUCACGGAUAAAAUUUAUUGCAGACAGGGAUAAAUUAGCUUAGGUGAUUUUAUGGACGUUUAUCGACGUGCAAGAUAGCAACAGCUUUUAUUUCGAUUCGUUCCCUG
Porites lobata is the source of this 9239-nucleotide messenger RNA. The record is from the annotation of a GenBank genome assembly. NCBI's taxonomy places the organism in Eukaryota, Metazoa, Cnidaria, Anthozoa, Scleractinia, Poritidae.